UGGAAGAAUGGCGUCGUCCAUGGGCGGAAUGUUCCCUGGUCAGCAGCCUCCUGGAUCUCAUCCACCAACAGGUCCUGGUGGUUCAGGUCAGCCAGGGCUUCUCACAGGCCAAGUCGGUAACAGAGGCGCAAACAACACUUUGGUAGAUGAGCUGGAAGCUUCUUUCGAGGCAUGUUUUGCAUCUCUCGUGAGUCAAGACUAUGUGAAUGGAACAGACCAGGAGGAAAUUCGGACUGGAGUUGAUCAGUGUAUACAGAAGUUUCUAGAUGUGGCCAGACAGACUGAAUGCUUCUUCCUUCAGAAAAGAAUGCAAUUGUCUGUGCAGAAACCAGAACAGGUGGAAAAAGAGGAUGUGUCAGAACUGAAGAAUGAACUUCAGAGGAAAGAGAUGCUCAUUCAGAAACAUCUUGCCAAGAUCCACCAUUGGCAGCAGGUGCUGGAGGACAUCAACGUCCAGCACAAGAAGCCCACAGAACUGCCUCAAGGUCCACUGGCCUUCCUGGAGCAGGCCUCAGCUAACCUCUCUGUACCUAUGAAACCAAACUGAUACCUUUUGCAGAGAUCCAGAACCCUAUUCAGACUGUUCCAGGCCAUACACAAUAUAAGCUCUGGUCAGGGGCUUAAGAAGUCAAUAGGUGACCAUGAGUGCCUCAAGGUUCUUUGACCUCUAGUCGCAAUCAUUCUUAAUGCAUUCUUUACAAGCUAAAUAUAUUUCUAUUAUUUCAAAUUACAGACAUGUGUUUGUAAAGGACUGGAGUUACAAUGACCAAAAAUGGCUUUAGUUAGAGAGAAAUUGUUUGAUGAACUAUUAUUAUUUUGGUUUAGAUAAUAUUUGAUUCAAACACCUUUUGUACAGUUUACAAUAAACAUGUUUU
This is a messenger RNA of Xyrauchen texanus (razorback sucker), 875 nucleotides long. Its product is annotated as mediator of RNA polymerase II transcription subunit 28. Gene Ontology annotation, cellular component: mediator complex. The coding region runs from base 8 to 547 and encodes 179 amino acids. Lineage: Eukaryota; Metazoa; Chordata; Actinopteri; Cypriniformes; Catostomidae. The record is from RefSeq and is a predicted model, not a curated record. The transcript has 4 exons.